Messenger RNA from Trametes versicolor FP-101664 SS1, 1107 nucleotides. RefSeq lists its product as uncharacterized. Lineage: Eukaryota; Fungi; Basidiomycota; Agaricomycetes; Polyporales; Polyporaceae. The transcript is spliced from 2 exons. The annotation marks the transcript as partial. The record is from RefSeq and is a predicted model, not a curated record.
GUCUACACUGCGGGGAUCAAUCCUGCGAACCUACCGCAGACUAUCCGCGACGCGAUCUACGUCACGCACGAGCUCGGGAUGCAAUAUCUGUGGGCGGACACGCUGUGCAUAAUACAGGACUCGGGCCAGGACAAGCGGCGCGAGCUCGCUCGCAUGCAUCGCAUCUACCGCGAUGCGCACCUCACCAUCAUCGCAUCCGACGCGCGGAAGGUCAGCGAGGGCUUCCUGCAGGAUCGACCGGACGCUGCCGUGCGUGACGUCGUCCUUCCCUUCGUUUGUCCCCCUGUGCUUGUAGGUGGCCCGCCUCAGCUAGGACGGCGCUGGCAUAGGCUGCACGCGGCGUGGUGGAAGGUCGUCGUGGACUACACGCAGCGCUCGAUUACCUCUCCCACAGACAAGCUCGUUGCGUGCGGUGCGAUUGCAGCCGAGUUCGGGCGCGUCCUGUCCACGGAGUACCUUGCAGGCCUGUGGCGCGAUACGCAACUCAACGACCUGCUGUGGUUCAAGCGUCCUGCCAGCGCGAACGUUGCGCGCCCCGCGGUGUAUCGUGCACCGUCGUGGUCGUGGGCGGCGGUCGACGGAGCAGUUUCUAAGCACGUGGGAGAGUGGGCUGCCCCGGCUGCAGCGGUCGCGGAGGUGGUGAGCAGCGAGAUCGUGCUUGAGGACGCAGCGCUGCCUUUUGGACAGGUGACGGGAGGUUCACUCGUCCUGAGCGCAGCACUGGUACCAUGCGAAUGGGGGCAAGACCGCCCCUACGACGGCCUUCGAUUCAUGGCUCAUCAACACGAAGACCCGCCUGGACGGCUAGACGAGGAGAGCGUACUUGGGGGAAAAGCGAAAUCAGCUCUUUUUGCUCGGGGCUACAUCGACAGCGAGCCAGAUGACGCAGGGAUCCGCGGCCUUUGGGCUGUCCCUCUCUUCCGAAACGGACCGUAUUACGUGGAUGGGCUCGUCGUCUCCCGUGGUGUCUCGCUGGACGGUUCGGGAUUGCCGCAGGCGAUGGAGUCGUCGUAUCGAAGGGUCGGAAUCUUCCGGAUGAUAGAACCGGUCGUACAGGCUCUCGGGUUGGACGGCGAGCUGCAAGUAACUGAGAUCAAGCUGGUGUGA